CCCCCCCUUUCCUUUUUAACACUCAAUUCAAUUCAAUGGAUAUCGAUAUGAUCACCAAUCUUCACUCUGACAUCAUCAACUCCCACAUCCUCACCCGCCUCGACGGCCCCACCCUCGCCUCCGCAGCCGCCUCUUCCUCCCACCUCCGCCGUCUCUGCACCCAGCACCACCUCUGGACCACCAUCUGCGCCUCCACCUGGCCCUCCCUCACCCACCCCCUUGCCGCACAUCUCAUCUCUACUCUCCCCAAUCAACACCGCUCCAUCUUCUCCGACUCCUUCCCCUCCCUUCACCCAUCCGCCCUCCAUAACAACCAAAAACCACCGCCAUCGCCCUCGCCAGAACUCAUCUCCGCCGUUGACAUCUACUACAACGGCAAACCCGUCUUUUCCCGCGUCCACCGCACCGAAACCCAAAAGGGAUGGUUCCUCUGCUCCCCUCUCUGGAUCGAUAUACUUGAACCCAACGAGACGGUUCCCACGCCAUUGAAGUUCGCCAAAAGUGAAGACGACGACGACUGGCUCAGGCACGUCCAGGAGAAUCUGGAACUCAGCUGGAUCCUAAUCGACCCGAGCCUGAAGCGCGCGGCCAACCUGUCGAGCCGGAGGGCGGUGUCUGCCCGGCGGCACUGGCUGACCGGAGAGGCGGAGGUUGUGUACGCCGUGGGCGUGGAGGAAGGAGGGGCGCAGUGCGCCGUGAAGGUGACAUGCUGCGGAAAAUCGGGCGGGGAGAUGCAGGUGAGGGAGGUGAGUUUGACGAUGGAGGACCUUGAUGGGCGGCACGUGAUGGGGAGGGACAGCAUGGUAAUUUUGCAGAGGGCGAUGGAGAGUAGUAAGAGGAAGAAGGUGGAUGUGGUAGAAGCCAAGGAGAGGUAUGAAAAGUUCUGUGAUACGAAGAUUGAGAGGAGAGAGAUGAGGAUCAAGAGAGAGAAGACUAUGGACACUGUUGCCAUGUUCGUGGCUUUCACCGUCUUCGUUACCUUGUUUUGCUUCCUCAGGUUCUAUGUCUGUGUUUGACUAUUUAUUAUUUCUUCAUUCUUUUUUUCUUUUCUUUUCACACAUACAAAUGUAAUACUACACUAAUGCAAUAAAAAUUUACAUUUCUGAA
This is a messenger RNA of Arachis stenosperma, 1107 nucleotides long. RefSeq names its product F-box protein At2g27310. Gene Ontology annotation, molecular function: protein binding. The record is from RefSeq and is a predicted model, not a curated record. The transcript has a single exon. Bases 36 to 1016 code for a protein of 326 amino acids. Lineage: Eukaryota; Viridiplantae; Streptophyta; Magnoliopsida; Fabales; Fabaceae.